UGGCAGCAGUGGAAAAGCCGGUGAAGGACACCUCCUGUUGGAAGAUGAGGAAUGAUGGUCGUGACAGGGAGGCAGUCCCAAGCAUGAAACCGCAGAGGCAUCUACCUGUCUAGACACAGAACAGCUGUCUUCAGCAGGAGCUGACAUGCUGCAAAAAAAGAAACAUUCACAAGACAGACUGGACGUCACAGUGACGAGAUGGGCCAACUGGGCUGGAGCUACCUGGUUAGCAUGCUAACUUCAGAGGAAAAGAAGUGAUAGAAACAGAGGAAAAAUAAAAGGGCUGCUUUCCACAACUGGAGACAAGUAAGAAAAGUGAGCACCGGAUCACCUCACUGAUCUGCAACACAACCAAACACAAGGCUUUGUUUAUUUAACAAUAGGACCCAGUCAAGUGUGAACAGCUACAGAAGGGCUGCCUUGACAAAACAUGACAGUGACAGACGCACUGACUUAACCGACAUUCUCACAGCACCGCAGCAACUCCCCAUUUACAAAUCCCCAUCCCUUAAAACUCCUAUCAUGUCACUCAUAGCUUCAGGUGAGACAGUCUUGGAUAUGCAUAGUGAGCAGCUUAUAAAAGAAAAUGAACCAAAUGGGUAAUUUGAUGUGAACUUCUUACAUACUUUCUCAUGAGUCCAUUUAGUGUGCAGUGCAUGCCGGUGCUUGUACAUGUCCUUGUUUGUGUGUCAGAACAAAUAGUGGAGUGUGUGAAUUGAGUUGUAUUGUAUGUGUGUGUGCAUGCUGUGUGUAUAUUUACGUGUGAGCCUACAGAAAUAACAAAGGGCACGGUAUAAAAAAUAUCUCAAUUGUUUCUCAGGGAUUAUCCCUCACAAUGUAGGGCUUUAUCAGAGGGCCUGGACUGCUGUAACAAGACACGCUCGCCCUGGGUUCGCCCAGCCAAAUUCUCAGAGUUAUGCCAGCAACAAAUCACAGGGGGGAAAUAAAUGAAGAGAGCAAAGAAAAGAAACACUGGGAGUGGGGGGGACAAUGGCAAAGGAGAGUAAAGAGCAGAGAGAGGGAGGAAGAGAGAUGACAGGGGAAGAAAAGUGGAGUGAGAGGGAAAGUGGGAGAGAAAACAGAGUAAGAAGGAGGGAGAAAUAGAGAGAGAAAGGCAGAAGUUUAACUGGAGGCCAUGCUUCAAACAGAGAGGUUUGUUUUCUGACAGAGAUCCCUCUCAGGAGAUUGAGCUGGAAAAAAGAUUAAUAGAGCUUGUCCAAGUUGCUCUAUGAUAUUGCGCAACAUGUGUCUCAGCAGCAUAUGAACAAAAGCUGCUGUGCAUCAUACUGUGCAGUGCCUUCCUUGACGUGGCAGUUUGCAAGUUAUAGCCUAAUGUAAAUGAUGCAACCACACCAAGCCUUUCUAUUCAAACACUGAUAGGCCCUCUGUCAGCAGAUCUUUCAUGUUUGGCUCUGUGGAGGAGAGGUGUUUGUGAUUGGGUUGUUUUAUUUGCUUCCUUUUAUAAGAUUUUCUCAGCAGGAUCAGGUUGCUGUGCCCAGGCUAACCACGCUCUGUAAAGGGGAGCUGUGGUUUUGGAAAUGAGACGGAGAGUUAGGGGCUUUGAUAUGUGUGUAGGAGGUAUAGAUGGGGUGGGGGUGUACACAGUAUUGUGUGAAGCCCUUCGUAUAUUCAUAUAUUCCCAUGACACCUCCACUCCUAGCAAAGAAUAUUCUGGUAUAUAAUUGCCAUAAUGUAACCGCAUAGCAUAAUUGAAUGUUUAUGUAUUACAGAACACACUUGGCACAUCGCUAUACUGUGUGUGAGCUGGGUGAAACCCAGAUGAAUGUGAUUACUGCCUACAUAUUUUUCUGUAUGUGUGUUGGUGUUGGUGUGCUUCCUGUGCUGGACAUGUGUAGCUGUCCCUUGUGGUGGUAUCCAGUCUUUGCCAGUGGGGGUUUUGGGCUUCAUACUGAGCCGACUGGACGGACCAAAGUUUGUGUAACAGUCCCAGCACGAUUUUCUGUUCCCUAAACUCACCUCUCUUUUUGGUCCUUGUACUCAGAGUGAGGGAUUAUGCUUAUUACCAUUUACUUGAAAGCACCCCUAGUGACUUGAUGUUUUUCCUAGCUACAGUUCAAUCACACAAGGUUUGGAUUCAGGGUGAAUGCAAUGUAAAGGCCUGUGAUGUUGGUCUCUGCAUUAAUAAUGUAACUGGAGGAAAAAAAAACACUUUAGAGUGUGAACAUGAUACUGUUUUCUUAAAAGGAGUCAUAUCUGGCUUGUAUAUGCUGUUUUGGUCGCGGUUGGCUUUCUAUCGGGUGUAUUUUGAAACUGCUGUGGAGCUACGGAGGAGCACGGAGCAGCCAGCACUAUUGUCUCAGAGCUACUCAGGAUUCUCGGGGUGUUGCUUUGCCUCAGUGUUGACUCCACAACUCACAUGCCCUGAAUGGUGCACCCAGUUUUUGUUUUCAACUUGAGUUCAUAAUAAUGAACCGUAAAAACUUUAUGGGAUUUAAUUUAGUCGUCCUUCUUACCUUUGAAACUCUUUAAAGAGAAUGAAAGAUUUGGAGGGGAGAGACAGGAAGAGAGCUGUUUAUCUCUCAUCACUGCUCUUAUGAACAGAACAAGAAUUGUAAUUAUUUACCCUAAAAGUCCUGUUUGGACUGUUUGGAAUUUAGUCCUUCAUCCAGGCUGCAGAAACAGACGCACAGUGUUUGUGGGAGUGUGGACCGUGGGACAUGCAUGUUCCUAGCCUUGUGUGUGUUUUCAGGCUGUCCUGCGUCAUCACUGCUCUCCUCUGUUUAUGCAGAAGCUCUGAGGAUAACGAGAGGCAUGGUCGGAUAUCCAAGCCUCCCACUGUCACUUGAUAUCUAUGGAAAAUGGAUCAGAUGAUUGGACAAGCCCACUUCCACACAGUGUUUUUUCUUUUUUCAUUGAGGCCUUAGCCAAGGAGUGAUGAAACCUUCAGGAAUGAUGCAAUGUUAAGCUGGUUAGACACACCAAACUCGGCUAAUAAGUAAAUAUACUUGGCUUCUCUGUCACUUGAUCUACUCCCACAUCCAAUGCAAUAAAUUAUAUUUAAGGUGGAAACCUGAAAGUAUGUUUGGGAAGCACAUUUUUACUCAUCUGCGCUGGUGGACUCUUGCCAUCAAAGAGAGACAGGGAAGGGCAAAGGAGAGAGGGGCAGAGAGAUCGAGGAAGGGGAGUAGUCAGAGUUGAAGAGAUAGAGAGGGGCCCGUAUUGAGUGACACAGUGUAUGGUCUGUGUUUUCUCGGUGGACCAGAGAAGAUGCAGUGUAAAUGAAGCGUGCUGCACCAUGGCAGCUUCUGCUUUAUCUUUGCACUGUGCAUGUGUGUGUGUGUGUGUGUGUGUGUGUGUAUAUGUGAAAGAAAAAUGACAGAGUACUGAGAGGCCUUUGUUCUUCCUCUGUUCUCUAAUGGUUAGAAUAAGUUGGGAGGACUGCCAUUCUCUGUCUACGAGCUGUCUCUGAAGAUAACAGGAGGAAAUACGCAACACAAAUGUGAACAUGGAUAAAUACAAAUGCAUCCACCUUGAGUAGUGGAAACAUCCUGUCACAAUACAGAACUCCUAGUGGGCUGAAGGAUGUGUUUUUCUGACACAUCCCUGUGCAUAUCUUUCAGACCACAUGUAUAAUACAUUAUGUGUUUCCCCUUUUUAUUCUCAUUUGAUCUCCAAUGAAAUUAAAACCUUGUGGUGAUCUUAAAAGCCAGGGCUAGCUGUUUAUCUGUGAGUCUCUGACCCAUAGGACAAGGGCCUCCCCUUGUGUUCCACACGCAAAACUACACUCACCAACCACUUCACUAAGAACACCCGUACACUUGCUUAUUCAUGCAAUUAUCCAAUCAGCCAAUCACGAGCCAGCAGUGCAAUGACUAAAAUCAUGCAGAUAUGGGUCAGGAGAUUCAGUUAAUGUUCACAUCAAUCAUCAGAGUGGAGCAAAAAUGUGAUCUCUGUGACUUUGCAGGGCUGGUUUGAGUAUUUCUGAAGCUUCUGAUCUCCUGGGAUUUUCACACACAACAGUCUCUAGAGUUUUUACUCAGAGCGGUGUAAAAAAACAAAAAAAAAAACACCCAGUGAGCAGCAGCUCUGCAGACAGAAACACCAUGUUGAUGCCAGAGGUCAGAGGAGAAUGGCCCGACUGGUCAGGGCUGACAGAAGGGAUAUGGUAACUCAGACCACCACUCUUUACAACUGUGGUGAGCAGAGAAGCAUCUCAAAAACAACAUCGAACCUUGAGGUGGCUGGGCCACCAAAACUGGACAGUUUAAGACUAGAAAAAGAGACUGGUGGUGGUAGCUUGAUGGUGUGGGGAAUGUUUUCUUGGCACAUUUAACACCAGUCCCUUGUCGUUUGAAUGCCACAGCCUAUCUGAGUAUUGUAGAUGACCACAUGUAUCCCUUUAUGGCCAAAAAGGCUUCUAAUGGCUACUUCCAGCAUGAUAACUCGCCAAGCAAAAGUCAUCUCAAACUGGUUUCAUGAACCUGACAAUGAGUUCAUCGAACUUCAGUGGCCUCCUCAGUCACCAUGUCUGAAUCCAGUAGAACACCUCUGGGAUGUGGAGGAACAGGAGAUUUGCUGCAUGAAUGUGCAGCUGUCAAAUCUGCAGAAAUAAUGUGAUUGAAUCAUGUCAACAUAGAGCAGAAUCUAGGCAGCAGUUUCUGACAUGUUGUGGAAUCAAUGCCACAAAGAAUUGAGAGCAAAGGGAGGACCUUCACAUUAUUAGCAUGGUGUUUUUAAUAAAGUGCUCGGUGAGGGUACAUUAGAAAUCCAUUAGAGGUGUUUUUUUCAUAAUAUGAGCAAUAUUUCAUCAGCAAGACCAGUAUACAUACUUAUAUUUACUUAAGAAAUUAAUAUGUCCCUCAUGAUAAUUUGAGUGAAAAUCUGUGAUGAGUGACUGAAGGACAGACUCCGAGCUAGUCAAGUCCUGCGCGUUGUGUUGUUCCUCUGUUUGUUUCUUUUUUGUUUGUUUAUUCAAGAAGGGAGAAAACAAUAUGAUGAUAUUUACAUAUAUAUGACAGAUUUCAUUGGAAGACUGGUAAAUGAACAAACUGGUUGGUAUAGAGACAGAGGGGACUGCAUUGUUUGUCCCUUCUGUUUCAAUAGAAGGUAUGUGUGGAGUUAUGUGACCACAGUAAGAAAAACAAUAAAUGAACAAAAUUGUAAAAUUACACCGCAGGUUACCCAUACUGUAUAAAUUGAUUUCAUAAAAGAUGAAGAAAAACAUCUUUUGAAACUAAUAUAAAUCACAUUAUCGUAGCCCAGUUCAAGAGCAGUAUAAACCUUAAGCCUGCCCCUUCCUGUAUCAGUGCUCUUCCUCAUUCGUUUUGUUUGCCCACACGGAAGACGCUGCCUUCACUCUUACCUUUGACUAUCCUUCGACAAAAUGACUCUUCAAAUCUAUGUUUUGGCUUCUGUGAUAAUAUCAUCGGGUGCCACCACAAUAGACUAUUCUCAAAGAAACACUUCCUGCUUUGACAUCAAAAAUGGCGAUGGUUUUAACUUCGCACAUGACUGCCCUGCUGGAUCUGAGAUAUCUGCAUUCUAUGACAAGAUUCUGAUUGCUAUUGCCAAGCCUGGAAAACAACCUGUAUAUUCGGAUGAGGUGAAAAGCAUCGACAACUAUUCAGUUGUUACAAGAGACUGCAGAGACCUGGAAGUAAAAUGCUUCAUUUCUAUGGGUCGGCUUGUGAAAGAGAACUGGGUGUUUUUUAAAAUUACUGAGGAAAUAAAGGAUCCUGAGCCAGAUUUACCAUGGAGCCUCACUGGUGUGAUAAAGCUUGUCAUUGGGAUCAUUGGAUCAUUGGGAUCAUUGGGAUUAUCGUGCUUGUUUUGUGUUACAUUACUUGGAAAAAGGACAUGAAGGGGCAGCACAGAUCAUCUACACUGACUUGCUUCUGUAGAUACCUACUGACUUCCUGUUGUCUCAGAAAGGGGAAUUCCGAGGCAGAGUUAACAGAGACAGCAGAGACUACCCUGGUUGACAUACCUCCUGCCACUGAUCUACAGGGAAGUGGUGGAAAUGAUCCUGAGCAAGAUGACACUCUAAAAACUGUGCAUGUUCACAGUGUUAAUCCUAAAACUGAUGGCAACAGUCCUUACAACAACGGUCUGGACCACAACUUGAACAAUGAGUCAACUGAAAAUGGCGACAUAAAAGCCCCUGAUGUUGACAGAGCCAUGAACAGGGACUUGAGGGAUGAUCCAGGAGGAAGUGACGUUGUGACGGUCACAGACAUGCACAGUGGAUGUGUGUGUGAUGAUUUUGGUGAUUGUGGUCGUGAAGAUCAUGAGGCAGAAGGAGAGUCGCUGUUGCCGAAUGAGCGAGCUAACAUCCAAGGUCCUGACAUGACAGGUGGAGCCGAAGCUUUUGUGAACAAGUGCGGCUUUGACCCAGACCAGGUCAGCAGGUGCUUUGCUGCACCAAACACUGACGUGGAGUCUACACCCAAGAUGAAGAACGUUAUAUAAAUAAAUACUAAACAAUAAUAGUAAUAAUAAUAGUAAUAAUAAUAAUAUAAUAAUAAUAAUAAUAAUAAUAAUAAUAAUGAUAAUGAUAAUGAUAAUAACCUGUAUUAUAUAACCAACAUUAAGUAUUCUCACUAUCGGUGUAUUGGGUACAUUUACUGGGAACUCCUUUGGGAUCAAGUCAAGCAAUUUUGUUUAAAUGAUAAUUCUUUUCCCACAAUGCUUUUCUCUCUUGAUCAGCAUGUCUUUUUUCACAGUGUUAGAAAAUAUAUUUUUUUUACAAGCCUUAUUAGAUGAACGUUACAUUUUGUAAUCAUUACAUCAGACAAUGAUUACAUUAACUGACAGUUAUCACAAUAUAGCUUCAUCAAUCAAAUGGAAGACACUGGUCUCAUUAAAAUAAUACUAAUAAUAAUGAUGGGAUUUUUUUUUUACUGAGAGUAUUAAAUGCUUGGCUUGACGAAAGGAUGGGUGGACCUGUCAGAAAAUGUAUCCCAUACACAGGUGAGACAACUUAAUUAAUGCACCUAUAUAUCAGAUAUAAUGUAAUGUAUGGCAUAAAUAAAUAUUUAUAAAAUAAACUGAUAUAUCUUAUAUAAAAUAUUCUAUAUUAUUAAAAUGAAAAUGAAUAGCUUUUCUUUAGUUUUUCUGUUCUUUUUGAGUUUAUUACAUGUACUUUUUUUUAUAUUUUCUAAUCAGUUGUAAAUUGUAACUUCCUUUGUUUUUUGCUGACUAAAAUUAUUCUGUAUUAGUCACUUGCUUGCAUUUCACUCCGCAUUUGAUGCUAUAUUUUUUAUCACUUAUGAAAUCAGUAUCAUUUCUUUUGCUUUAUAGUUCAUCGAUUUAUACUGUAUAUGUAACAAUUACAAUAUUGAGCUAUUAAAAAUUAUUCUAUGAAUUAUUGCCAUGAAUUUUGAAGUGAUUUCACUGCCUGGUCAUUUUUACCUUGGUGUCUUAACUAUUGAAGGCAACACAGAACACAGAGCAGGGAGUAUCAGCUUUAUACCACAUGGGGGCAGUGAAUAGUCAUGAGUCCUACAAUACUGAGAUACAUAGGCAAUAACAUCUCUUCUUACUUUUGUUGAGUAAUGCCAAUGCAAUAAACACAUAUUUAUUCCAGACUGCAAUAGCUUCAAAUAGCUGCAAAUGUAUGAAGGCCUAAAAUGUACUUCCUAUUUUUACGUAUUGUAUUUUUUAUGGUCAAACACCGUGGGUGGAGCUAAAUAUUCUUUGGGUUCAAUAAAUGAUUAUAGUGCUGUUGA
Molecule: messenger RNA, 7688 nt
Organism: Seriola aureovittata
Lineage: Eukaryota; Metazoa; Chordata; Actinopteri; Carangiformes; Carangidae
Exons: 16
Coding region: 5713-6429 (238 amino acids)
Source: RefSeq, a predicted model, not a curated record